UGUCGAUGACAGACUGGGACAGUGGGACAGUCGGCUCGUGGGUGCAGUACUAGCAGAGCGUACGUGCGUGCAACAUCACAUGCUAGUGAGUCAACAUUGUACAAUAUAACAGAGAUCGGAUGAUAUAAUGAUCAUUUCGUGAGGAUAUUUCAACCACCUUCGACCAAGCUUGAGACGUACGCACCAAUCCCUGAUCCGCACCUGCUCGGAUCCCGUCGUCAUGGCAACGGCACGAGCUCUGCUGCUGCUCCUCGCCUGCCUCGUGACGUCAUCGCGCGCGAACCCGACAUCGGAAAAUCUCGUCGCCUGCUCGCCGCGCGACGCGUGCGACCCCUCGCGGCCACCUGACGUCUUCACUCAACGCAACUGCUUCUGCGACGACGAGUGCGUGGAUUACGAUGACUGUUGCACCGACGCACCGGCAGUCCUUGCCGACAAAGACGUCGCCGCCGACACUACUGACGACCCCACCGUCGGCGCCGACAACAACAAAGGCACUGACGCCGACGCUACUGACGACGCUGCAGCCGACACCACUGCCGACAACAAAGGCACUGACGCCGACGCUACUGACGACGCUGCAGCCGACACCACUGCCGACAACAAAGGCACUGACUCAACUACCAACGCCGACGACGACGACGUCACGUCGGUGGACGAGAACGCCGCUAGAUGGAGCUGCGGUUUCGUGAGCACGAACGGCGUCGGCACGUACGUGAAGUCGCUCUGUCCGAGCGCGUACCGCGAUGUGGCGCUGCGAGCGGCGUGCGAGAGCGGCGGCGACAGCAGCUCGGAUCCGGCCGUGUCGCUACCCGUCACGAGCGCGCGCACCAACGUCACCUACCGGAACGUGUUCUGCGCGGUCUGCCACGCCGACGCAGCCGACGUAGCGUACUGGGUGCCUCGCGGCGCAUGCACGUACGAUCCCGUCUCCAUGCGCCUACACACGCUCGAGCAGAUACUUCUCAACUCCGUGCACAGGGUGCGCCACAAUCGCUGGUACCUCAACAGCAACUCGGCGUACAGCUGCCGCGUCGACGUGCCGCGGCCGCCAGGUGUCGCCUCGCGUCGCUGCAAGCCGAACACGGGCGCCUGUCCCGUCGGCUGGCCAAACGACGCCGUGCGGCGCGCAUGCGCAUCGCACGCCGCGUACGUGUACGCGCGCAGACGACCGGGAGUCUACCGCAACGCGCACUGCGCGCUCUGCGACGGGAAAUCUCUGAAGGAUUUUAGCUGUCAGCUGAGCUACGGAGUGAAGGCCGACGGUCGUCACGCGAUCUACGACAGCGCGCUCCACCUGGCGCUCGACAUGCCCAUCGGUAAGCAGCCAGCGCCCCCCGGUGGCGAGGAGGCGCGCGCAUGCAGCGCCGCCUACCCGCAGAGCUUCUACGAUCCGUUCGCGCAAGCCUGCAGACGUGUUUACUGCGACGCGAUGGCGCCCCCUGGCGAUGACUGUAUGCUCAGGGAAGAGGCGCCCCCUGGUGCCGCCAGGGGAUUCCCUGGUACUGCUAGAGGUCUCGCUGGUCCUCCAAGCGGGCUCCCUGGUCCUCCUAGAGGCCUUCCUGGUUCUCCAAGCGGGCUUCCCUGGUUCUCCAAAACGGGUUCCCUGGUUCUCCACAGCGGCUCCCUGGUUCUGCGUAAGGAUGCUCCCGCCGGUGCAGCUUCGCCAGUGGCUUCCGGACCCGAGACGCUGCGAUGCAUCUGGAUACGGGUUCGGGAGAGAAGGAGGCGGAGCUCUGGAAGAUGA
Messenger RNA from Priapulus caudatus, 1747 nucleotides. RefSeq lists its product as uncharacterized. NCBI's taxonomy places the organism in Eukaryota, Metazoa, Priapulida, Priapulimorpha, Priapulimorphida, Priapulidae. The transcript is spliced from 3 exons. The record is from RefSeq and is a predicted model, not a curated record. The coding region runs from base 221 to 1747 and encodes 508 amino acids.